UAAGGAGAACCAAUUUGCGAAUGUAACGUUAACGUGGAAAAGAAAAAGACAAGACACGUUUCAUUUUAGAUUUGUAGUUCCUAAAGGCCUAAGAGACAUCGUAAGGUGUCGUUUUUGGCAUUCUCUUAUGGGUAAAGCAAAGCAAACCCAAUCAAUAAUACCAAUUACCAAAUGCCAAUGCCGUGUGGGUUGGGGUCGACGUCGUGACUCAUGUGAGUCAUGGGCAUCAACUGUGGGAUUCUUUGUCUUUGGAUUUGCUUUUGGUGCCUCGGAGCUGCAGGGAGAGCGGAGAUGCUGGGAUGAAAGCUGAAUUUUGUGGAAAAUGGCAACUUUAGUUGAACCCCCCAACAGAAUUAAGCCAAAGGGGAAGCAUUAUUAUACAAUAUGGCAAACAUUAUUUGAGAUUGAUACGAAGUACGUUCCAAUCAAGCCUAUUGGCCGUGGAGCAUAUGGUGUGGUGUGCUCUUCCAUCAAUAGGGAGACCAAUGAGAAAGUGGCAAUUAAGAAGAUUGGUAAUAUAUUUGAGAAUUCUAUUGAUGCAUUGAGAACCUUAAGAGAACUGAAGCUGCUUAGACAUAUUCGCCAUGAAAAUGUGAUUGCUUUGAAAGAUGUCAUGAUGCCAAUCCAGAGAACAAGUUUUAAGGAUGUCUACUUGGUCUAUGAACUAAUGGAUACGGAUCUUCAUCAGAUUAUUAAGUCCUCUCAGCCACUUUCCAAUGAUCAUUGCAAAUAUUUCUUGUUUCAGCUCCUUCGAGGUCUUAAAUAUCUUCAUUCUGCAAAUAUUCUUCACCGGGACUUGAAGCCUGGGAAUCUGCUCAUCAAUGCCAACUGUGAUUUGAAGAUAUGUGACUUUGGGCUUGCACGAACCAAUGGAGUUGAUGGGCAGUUUAUGACAGAGUAUGUUGUCACUCGCUGGUAUCGUGCACCAGAACUCUUGUUAUGCUGUGACAAUUAUGGAACCUCUAUUGAUGUGUGGUCUGUAGGGUGCAUUUUUGCUGAGAUUCUUGGUAGAAAGCCAAUCUUCCCUGGAACCGAGUGCCUCAACCAACUGAAACUAAUUAUAAGCGUUCUUGGAAGCCAGCAUGAAUCUGAUCUUGAGUUUAUUGAUAAUUCAAAAGCCAGGAGGUUUAUCAAAUCACUGCCCCAAACUAGGGGCAGACACUUCUCUCAAUUGUACCCACAAGCAGAUCCAUUAGCCAUAGAUUUGUUGCAAAAAAUGCUUGUAUUUGAUCCAACUAAGAGAAUUACUGUCUUAGAAGCUCUCCAACACCCUUAUAUGGCUGGCCUAUAUGAUCCAAGGUGUAACCCUCCUGCUCAGGUUCCCAUCAGUCUUGACAUAGAUGAAAAUUGGGGAGAACAAAUGAUUAGGGAAAUGAUGUGGAAUGAAAUGCUUCAUUAUCAUCCUGAAGCAGCUUCUGCCAACGCAUCAUAGAUGAUUUGCUUCUGCUACUGCAUAGCUGAUUCUUCCAAGGCUUUCUAGUCCUGUUGCUUCACAUAAUUUGUCUCUCCAGGAGUAAUUCUUGUUUUUCUUUAGACAAACUGUAAUCUUAAAGUAAGGACUUAGCUGCCGAAUUUUGUACUUGCAUGAGAUUGUUUUAAUAUGGUGUCUCCAAAAGGAUAGUGACAUCUUGUAACUUGUAUAUAGCCAUGCAUACUGUUUUGGUGUUUCGGCUAAACACAUUUGAACUAUUUCAUUUUUCAUCAGUUGUUUCCUUUAAUUU
Molecule: messenger RNA, 1721 nt
Organism: Abrus precatorius (Indian licorice)
Lineage: Eukaryota; Viridiplantae; Streptophyta; Magnoliopsida; Fabales; Fabaceae
Product: mitogen-activated protein kinase 7
Exons: 4
Coding region: 323-1432 (369 amino acids)
Biological process (GO): protein phosphorylation; intracellular signal transduction
Cellular component (GO): cytoplasm; nucleus
Molecular function (GO): MAP kinase activity; ATP binding
Source: RefSeq, a predicted model, not a curated record